UCCCCGUAAGAAACCAUGCCACUUGAGCAGAACCAAUGUGAUCGUUAUAUAUUUAAGCCCUCGUCCCUUGUUCUUUCAUGCACAUCAACCCCAUCCACCGAGUUCUCAAUCAUCAUGCAUUCCGUCCACGAAGAAACAGUAGUCCCCCAUAAUUAUCGACGUUCGGCCUCUCGGCUAACGAUACUCGCUCACUUGUUCGGGAUUCUAGCUUUCAUCCUCAUGCUGGUUUGGUUGCUGCAUUAUCGCGGAGGUAUCGAGUACGGUUCAUACGAUGGUUCUCGAGUUUUCAAUGUUCACCCAUUUCUUAUGUUCUCUGGAUUCAUAUUUCUCUCCGGCGAAGCGAUGAUGGUGUACAAGACGGUGCAAGCGACACAUAUGGUCCAGAAGGUGGUGCAUAUGAUGUUUCAGCUCGGGGCAUUUGUGCUCGGAGUGGUCGGACUUUGUGCUGUGUUCAAGUUCCAUGACAUGUCCAACGUCGAAGAUGUUUACAGUCUGCAUUCAUGGAUCGGGAUCGCCACUAUUACAUUGUUUGCAGUUCAGUGGUUGGCAGGGUUGAUAUCGUUUAUGGCUCCUCAACCGGAGAUGACAAAGCACAGCAUGCUUCCGUGGCACAUUUGCGGCGGCCGUACAUUGCUAUACAUGUCGAUAGCGGCAGCGCUCACGGGGUUGAUGGAGAAGGCUACGUUCCAGCAACUGCAAAGUGACCGUGAAGCUCGUUUGGUCAAUUUCUUGGGGCUUUGCAUCCUUUUGUUCGGCAUUUUUGUUGAUCUCAGUGUUGCUAUUGCACGUUAUGUUUGAUCUUUGUUCUCCUUUUGGUGUGUGAUUUUCCAUUUUUUGGGGCGAAUUUUACAUUUGAUUUAUG
Hibiscus syriacus is the source of this 862-nucleotide messenger RNA. Its product is annotated as probable transmembrane ascorbate ferrireductase 3. NCBI's taxonomy places the organism in Eukaryota, Viridiplantae, Streptophyta, Magnoliopsida, Malvales, Malvaceae. The coding region runs from base 16 to 798 and encodes 260 amino acids. The transcript is spliced from 4 exons. The record is from RefSeq and is a predicted model, not a curated record. Gene Ontology annotation, molecular function: oxidoreductase activity.